Messenger RNA from Pelodiscus sinensis (Chinese soft-shelled turtle), 658 nucleotides. The record is from RefSeq and is a predicted model, not a curated record. Lineage: Eukaryota; Metazoa; Chordata; Testudines; Trionychidae.
CUUGCCCCCCGUUCCUGCGCAGCCCCUGUGCUUCAGGCGCCUGGCUCCUCAUGCUGCUGAGCGAGUGCUGACCCCGGACACACACACGCUGCACGAUGGGGAAGGCAGCUAAGCAGAGGAGAAAAGGCCAAGUGGCUGCCAGGCCCAAGGGCCCGAGUGGGGCGGGCACGAGCAUGGUAAAGAACAACCCUUUCGAGGUGAAGGUCAACAAGCAGAAGUUUCAUAUCUUGGGACGGAAAACCAAACACGACGUGGGGCUGCCGGGCAUCUCGCGCUCCAAAGCUGUCAAAAAGCGUACACAAACUUUAUUGAAAGAAUACAAAGAACGGGGAAAGUCCAAUAUAUUUAAAGAUAAACGUUUUGGUGAAUAUAAUACCAAAAUAAGUCCAGAGGAGAAGAUGAUGAAGAGGUUCGCUUUGGAACGGCAGCAAAACCAUGAAAAGAAAAGUAUCUAUAACCUCAAUGAAGAUGAAGAACUGACCCACUAUGGCCAAUCUUUAGCAGAUAUUGAAAAACUUAAUGACAUUAUUGAGAGUGACAGUGAUACUGAAGAAAGAGGAAUAUUGUCAGGUAGAAAAAUCAAAUUGAUACCUUAAUACAUUUUUAUCCAAUGUAAUUUUCAUUCUUAACCCAACUGUGAAAAUUGUUGUAUGGCUGG